AUUUAAUGUCGUUACCCUGAUUGUUUACAUUUGAGGAGAUGCAAACAUUCGCACAUUUACUCACCAUUUAGAAUUAAUAUAUUUUUAAGACUGGAAAAUGAUAGAAGGGGCCAUGCGCUGUAGGGAAAACACGUAAUGGAACUCCUUUUCGCGAAAUGGAAUGGCGUAUAUGAAAUGGAACAUGAUAUUACGUAAUUUUUUGUUUUUUUCACUCAAAAAGAUGUACAGUGAUAGUCAAGUUGAGAAGACAGGUGAAGAUCCUUGGUAUUAUGACGUACGUUAUGCAAGGUUUUGGCAUCAUUACAACACCAUGAUGAUGACAGCACACAAAGAUGCAGUAGUAAGAGCUAGACAUAUUGCAUCACAUACAAAUGCAUCCCUCUGUGGAAUGCUGAAAGAACAAUCGUAUGAAAAUUUCCCAAAGAACAAUGAAUUUUCAAGACUUUCAAGAAAAUCUUCAUCUAGUAAAAGUCUGACCGACAUUUCAAGGUCAAGCCGAAACCGCAAGAAGAGAAAAAGGAAGAAAAGGAACAGGCAGCACAGAACUCAAGCCGUUCAGGACAGUCAAGGAAUAGUGAGUGACAGUGAAGCUCUGCAGUCGCAGAUGAGCCAAGGAAUGCAUUUGCAGGAUGAGGAGGAAAACAUGGAAGUUAGUGAAGACUUCUUAGAAUUCCUUCAGCAGAGUGAGCAGCACCGUGUUGAGUGGAAAAUCCGUAAAGUGAAAAAGGCUUUGGAUGAGGAGAAGCAGUCGGAGGAGAGUGAAAAAGAUUCCAAACCAAAGGAAUCUUUAAGAAUACUGGGUAAACAAGAGCAUCCGGAUGUCAUCCGGAGCAGAGAGAUGCACCAGUUGUAUGGGGAAGCAGCAGCAAGGAUACAUGCAAUGGAGACUGCAGUCCAGUUGUCUUUUGACCGUAUAUCAACACUAUAUCAGCCUCAGUAUUGGCCAAACAUUCCUCUCAAGCUGAUAUUUUGAGGAGACUUUUAGCUUGCAAGACUGCAAAGAAUCCAUUUUUAUGUUUAUGAGAUUUGAAAAAGAUAGUAACUGUUGAGUAGUUCUCACUCAGCAUAUUUUAUUACAAUAAACGGAAAUCGUAGUUUCACUAUUUUGUUUUAAUGUUGGAUAACUUUUUCAGAGACAGCGGUAUAUUUAUUUCAUUUUAAUGUUUUAUGAAAACAUCUUACCUGAUUUAUAUGAUAAUUAUUAAUUGACUAACUUGAAAAAUAUGUAAUUAUUUUACU
Molecule: messenger RNA, 1239 nt
Organism: Penaeus vannamei (Pacific white shrimp)
Lineage: Eukaryota; Metazoa; Arthropoda; Malacostraca; Decapoda; Penaeidae
Product: gem-associated protein 8
Biological process (GO): spliceosomal snRNP assembly
Cellular component (GO): SMN complex
Source: RefSeq, a predicted model, not a curated record